AUGAGGGGUCACACAGGAGAGAAGCCAUUUGGCUGCUCAGAAUGUGAUAAGUGUUUCUCGGAAAAGGGAAGUCUGACUAGACACCAGAGGAUUCACACAGGAGAGAAGCCAUAUAGCUGUUCCGAAUGUACUAAGAGCUUCUCACAAUCAGCAUCUCUUUCUUACCACCAGAAGAAUCACACAGGAGAGAAGCCAUUCAGAUGUUCUGAAUGUGACAAAUGUUUUUCCAGAAAAUAUUACCUUCUGCAGCACCAAAGGAUUCACACAGGAGAAAAGCCAUUUAUGUGUUCAGAAUGUGACCAGUGCUUUACGCAAACGACUCAUCUUAUUCAACAUAAGAAGAUUCACACCGGAGAGAAGCCAUUUAGAUGUCCAGAAUGUGACAAACGCUUUGUGCAAAAAGCUCAUCUUGCUCAACACCAAAAAGUUCACACAGGAGAGAAGCCAUAUAGAUGUUCGGAAUGUGACAAGAGCUUUGCAGAAAUGAAGUUUCUUGCUAUGCACCAGAGGAUUCACACAGGAGAGAAGCCAUUCCAAUGCUCAGAAUGUGACAACUGCUACCAUAUAAAAGGAAGUCUUACUAGACACCAGAGGAUUCACACAGGAGAGAAACCACAUACAUGUUCCGAAUGUAAUGAGAGCUUCUCAGUUUCAGCACUUCUUUCUUACCAUCAGAGAACUCACACAGGAGAGAAGCCAUUCCAAUGCUCAGAAUGUGACAAGUGCUACCAUAUAAAAGGAAGUCUUACUAGACACCAGAGGAUUCACACAGGAGAGAAACCAUAUAACUGUUCCGAAUGUGGCAUGUGUUUUGCAAUAAAGUCCAAUCUUAAUAGUCAUCUAAGAAUUCACACCGGAGAGAAGCCAUUCCAAUGCUCAGAAUGUGACAAAUGUUUUGCCAGAAAAGCUGGUCUUAAGCAGCACCAAAGGAUUCACACAGGAGAAAAGCCAUUUAGGUGUUCAGAAUGUGACCAGUGCUUUAACCAAAUGACUCAACUUAUGCAACAUAAGAAGAUUCACACCGGAGAGAAGCCAUUUAGAUGUCCAGAAUGUGGCAAGUGCUUUGUGCAAAAAAACUCAUCUUACUCAACACCAAAAAGUUCACACAGGAGAGAAGCCGUAUAG
Staurois parvus is the source of this 1125-nucleotide messenger RNA. NCBI's taxonomy places the organism in Eukaryota, Metazoa, Chordata, Amphibia, Anura, Ranidae. The record is from the annotation of a GenBank genome assembly.